UAUAAACGUCAAACAGACAAAAUGGAGUAGUCAGCAAACAUGUUUCCCGAUUCACAAACCAGCAAAAAGCAAUAAUACAAUGGACAUCUAGUCAUUUCAUGGGAUUUUAUGUGCUAUAAAUCAUCAAAACAUCGCCAACAUCUACCGAAUAUUCAACUUUCAUAUUAUCCGUCACAUACAUUCCAGCAACCCAAGCACAUUCGGGCUGUUACCACAGCGCCCGCGCGGCAUGGAGGGCGGGGGGCGGCAGUCGCGGCUGCUCGGCCGCUUGCUUGGGAAACUGCGCGGCGAGCACCGCUACUCGGCGCUUGAUAAGAACUUCUCCUUUACUUCUACUGUUGAAAGCACUGGAUGUGGCAGCACCACUAACGACGACGAGGACAUGGACGCGUCCGCGCACACUGCCAGCGGCACCCAGGGACCCAUCGACCACGACCAGUUCGCCGCUAACAUUGACUUGAGGUACGGCGGACAAUAUCUGACGCCAGAACAGCUGCCAGAGUUUUGCGAACAAUUGCACCAUUUGGUAGAAGUGAUACGGAAUAUCCAGUCAUACUCCAAAAUGACUGGAGAGUACCCAAGUGAACUAGAGCGACGACUGGAGCAAGAAGCACGCGAGGUGGCAGCACUAGCAGCGGAGGCCCGCAACGCACGAGACGUGGUCACGCGCACGCGCGCUCAGCGGCGUGCAGUGCGCGCUCUGAAGAAACACCUGGUGGCGCAUCUUGCUAAUCUUAGGGAAACUGAAGUGCGUGAGCUAGAGAGUACAGUGCGUCUUUCAGAUCGCAAGUUGUUCAAGAGCUGGGAGGCGCUCAAAGACUCAACGGAUCCUAACGUCUUCGAACCACUGCUGGACGAAAUCAGGAACAAGCAAACAGCCCUGGAAUGUCUGAUGCGACUGAUCGAAAGCCGCAAGUCGGCCAUUGCACGGUCCGCGCUACCACCACAGCCGUUGCCGGCACCUCAGUCGCAAGAGAACGAAGAAGAAUCCUCCACCACGACGACUGGCCGAAAACGGUCAGAGAGCCGAAGGUCUACCAGUAAGAGAAGAAGAAAAGAUUCUGCGAGGGAGCCUCGGUCUGUGCCGCUGUCUAGCGAGCCGAGCAGGCAUGGACCUCCCCCGCAAGUGACCCUCUACAUCCAAGGGGAGAGUGCAUCUCGCCGGCGCGUGGGCAGCGCAGGCGCUGUCGCGCUCACUCCUCUAGAGCUGCCCUCUCGCGGCAGUGUCAGAGACAUUCUGUUCUUUACCACUAACUGAAAUCAUUGUAACUGGAAUUGAAUAAAUAAGC
Messenger RNA from Ostrinia furnacalis (Asian corn borer), 1289 nucleotides. RefSeq lists its product as uncharacterized. The transcript has 9 exons. The record is from RefSeq and is a predicted model, not a curated record. The coding region runs from base 230 to 1258 and encodes 342 amino acids. Lineage: Eukaryota; Metazoa; Arthropoda; Insecta; Lepidoptera; Crambidae.